AACUGUGUCAAAAUGUGUUGCCACCCCUCUACUGAAUGUAUAGUAUGACUUACAAAAAUAUUUUUUUUUUCUCAGUCACUAAGUGAGCAGCUAGUGUGUGCAACAUGAUUGUGAAUAAGAGCAGAAUGUGGGGGUGAGGUUGCCUCCAACCCAGUCUGUUGGUUUCUUGGUUUCAGUCUUCAGUCAGUCCCAGGCGAGAUGGUUGGUAGCGGAUUUCUUUUAGAUUUUUUAGACUCAAAAUGCACUUCCUAUGGAAUCAAAUCAUAUGUGUUCCUCCUUGGUGUGAUCCUUGUUUACUACACAGCACUCUCCUCUCAUGUUCAAGCUUUGAAAGUGCCCUGCAAGUCAAAGAACUUUUCUUCAAAAUAUCAGCACUGUGGGAUAAACCCAGCUGGAGUGCAUGAUUUAGAUUGUUUUGGUAAACAUCCGACAUCCUAUCGCUGUGUGUGGAAGCCUGGAAACAGCGCAUCAGAAAAUACAUACACACUGAUCAUAACACAACCCUCUUCUCCUUCUAGGAUAAGACACUGCAAAGUUUACACAUCGCAAACAAACAUCACUGAGGGGAUACUUUUAUAUGAAAAGUACAACAUGACCGCUGAGGUUUUUGAAAACAGCGCAUCAACCAAUUGCACAAAAUCAGUUUUCAGAGGGUCACCAAUGAGCUUGUUCCGAUGUGGUCCUCCACAUAAUGCUUCCUUCAGUCGCCACUCAGGAAAACUAGAUGUGAGUGGGAACUGGCCAAAUGAGGAUAUAAAAGAUGUUCAGUAUUACUCAGUGAGAUAUAAAGCACUGGGUAGCCUGUCAUGGAGCAAGCCUCUCAUGCAAUCUAAAAAUGGAAAGAAAUGUACAGUGGAGAAUUUAAACUCCUCACUGGUCUACAGUAUGCAGAUACAGUGCGUCACUAAUGAUAGAUGUCCACAGUGUCCAUGGAGUGAAACUUACAGUGUCCCUGCAGAACUGACUACACAGCCUGUCAUGGUCAACAUGAACGAUACUGACAUUGCAAAGACAAAAGGCAGACGGCUGAUUUCUCUAACCUGGAAGUUUCCUGCUAAAGAACUGCAUGAUAGCUACCAUGUGAUCAUUGGGAAAGCAUCAGGAGAGGCCCCACGUCAGAGGAUGAUCACCACUGAGCCAGAAAUCAGACUGGUUCUCUCAUAUUCAGAAUAUCAUCUCAACAUCAGUGCUGUGAACAACGCUAGCACAUCCCCAGCUGUGAGCCAGACAAUACCACAGCGAGAAGACACACCAAGUACGGGAGCUGAGAAGCUGAAUGUGACAGUCGACAACAAUACAUCUUUUACGAUCCACUGGAAAGAAGAUCUCAUCAAAAACUAUGUCUGCUACUCUGUGGAGUGGAUGGAGAGGGGACAUAAAGCAGGGUCCAUGUCUUUUUUUGAGGACGAACACAACCACAGGACUUUAACGUCUUUACCAGAGCCUUUGGAGCCUUAUAAGAGAUACAGCAUCACUCUGCACACACGGCCAGACAAGGACACCUGCAACAUGAAGAAGGUGAACAACAGUGAGAGCACCUAUGGGAGAACACACUUCUACUCCAUAGAAGGAUCUCCGCUCAGUGCUCCCACAAACCUCAGCUUCGACAAUGUAUCGCUGAAUUCAGCGGAGCUGCAGUGGUUGUCCAUCCCAGAGGACGACAUCAGAGGUUUCCUUCUGGGUUACAUAAUCUACUGCACUGAGUACCACCAUGGAGGCGCCACUACAGAGAGAAAUAUUACAAUGGAUCCAAUGUCAAACAGCUAUGAAUUGGGGGAUCUCAAAGAUGGCACAGCAUAUGGAGUCAAGAUAUCAGGUUUCACUGAGGCGGGAGUUGGAGUACGAAGCACACCAAUCUUUUUUACAACAAAAUAUCAAGAACUUUCUAAACUCAUUGGUGUCAUCACAAUCUUUGCAGUUAUAGGCAUUGUGCUUAUAUUUGGAUCUCCGGUAAUAAAAAGAGCAAAAGUCAUUCUGUGGCCGAGCAUACCUAACCCUGGAAAAAGCAACGCAAUGCAGAAAAUAGAAGAGCCCUGUGAACUGGAACUACUAGGAUCCAUAAACCACCUGGAGAUGGAAGAAUGGGAUACAAACAGCCUGAAGAUAGUAGAAAAACAAGAAGUGAUCCCUGCUAGCCCAUUGCCAUCAAUGUUGCCGCUCCUCCACGCCUCAGAUGAUGAGGAAGACUCAACAGAAAUGACUUGUAACUGGAUCCAGGGAGACACAGGAGACUCAACUGAAGAAAUCCCAUCUGACAUUACUGGAAAAAUCAUCCCAGACAUCAACAGGAUAGACCCCCAGAGCUCUCCUUUCACAUUUCCAUGUGACUAUACGACAAUAGAAAUGUUUCAGCAGGGGAUUCCUCAGAGCAUGCCAGCAAGGACGUCCUUUUCUCAAGACACAGAAAGCGACCCAGAGGACACAGAGUGGACUGUGGUGAAAUCAGAAUUGGACUAUAUGAGCCAAUUUAGUACUAGUCCAAUCUUGGACGGCAAGGAGAUAUCCAGGAUUUUGUGAAAAGAGUUUGGAACACAAGAACCAUUGUCCAUGAACAUCUGAAUCAGACCACAUACAUAUAGUUUCUGGAUUUUGUGGAAUGGCAUACAUACAGUAUGCCAUUCCACAAAAUCCAGAAACUCUAUACUGUAUGUAUUUCUACGCUACUUGAAAAUGCACAUUAACAUCUCUGCUCAUUUCUUGAGAUACAUCUUUGAACAUAAAGUAUGCUAUUUUCAUCUGUACAUGGAUAACCUUGACGUUUGAAUAAAAAGGGCAAAAAAGACCUAAUUGAAAUGC
This is a messenger RNA of Gymnodraco acuticeps, 2796 nucleotides long. Its product is annotated as interleukin-31 receptor subunit alpha. The record is from RefSeq and is a predicted model, not a curated record. Bases 199 to 2517 code for a protein of 772 amino acids. Gene Ontology annotation, molecular function: cytokine binding; cytokine receptor activity. The transcript has 16 exons. Lineage: Eukaryota; Metazoa; Chordata; Actinopteri; Perciformes; Bathydraconidae. Gene Ontology annotation, biological process: cytokine-mediated signaling pathway. Gene Ontology annotation, cellular component: signaling receptor complex; external side of plasma membrane.